UCAGAAACACCCGUGUUUUCACCCUAUGGGUCCAUGGGACACGGACUGGGUUAACAAAUUCCUUCGUUCUCCGCUAAGCGAAAGAAACAGGAAAGGGCUGGACCGGAGACACUAGGGCUCCAUCUUUCUUCCCUCACUUUCCAUCUCAAGGCGAGUGGAAGCGCGUGAACCGCUGGAUUUGGGAUCGGAAACUUAUUAGCAAUCAACUGUUUAGAUGUUAGUAAAGGGAAGGAAAGUCUCCGGCAGGGGAGAAGCGGUAACAGCAAACUAUGCUUUUGGCCCACAUGAAGAGGACGUAAUUAUAAAACACAGGCUUCUCACCCGCACCACAACCACAAGGGGUGAACCUCCAUUGAAGAAACUUCAGAAGAAGUUCACCACUUUUGUCCUUGAGGUUGAGAAAGAUGCAGGUCAUUAUGGUGACUGUGAGAAACUGGCCAAAGCUUUCUUACAAGAGUUGUCGACGUUCGAAAUUCCACUCCUCAAGAGCAAAGCGGUUGUUGAUGCGAACAUAAGAGAGAAGGAGAACUUCAACGAGUUGAAAGAUGAUAUAAACAGGCAGAUUGUGCAGGCACAGGCUGACAUAGAAGAUCUUAAGAAGCAGCUUGUAGAGAGUAAGAUUGAGAGGCAGCACAAAGAGGAGUGUGAGGCAAUCAGAAAAUUGAUUGCCACACAGCCACCUAGAUCAGAGACACAGAAGCUCAUAACUGAACUGGAGAAAGAGAUUGCAGCUUUGGAUGCAGAGAACACAGCUGGUUCAAGAUUGCUUGAGCUUCGCAAGAAACAGUUCGCUCUUUUACUGCACGUGGUGGAUGAGUUGCAGAAUACCAUAGAGGAGGAGCAGAAAAGUUUGGUUGAGGAGAUGAGACUUGCGACUGAAGAACAGAAGAAUGGGAUUGAGGACGCCAGUGGGGGCUCAGAUGCCAUGGCUGUUGACUAGUGACUAUCUGAAACUCAAUAUUACAGUUGUAAGAUUGUAAUCCCUUUUGAUGUAUUUCGGUUUAUGCGUAGUUUUUUCUUGAUCUUGUAUAAUUAAGAAAUGUAAUGGAAUAUCAGAACAUCUCUCUCAUGUUUUGUAGCAAUAGUUAGUUAAACGAAGACAUCUAUUGUUAUUUUGAAAUUAGCUAAUUCUCCUAAA
Messenger RNA from Alnus glutinosa, 1138 nucleotides. RefSeq names its product THO complex subunit 7A. Lineage: Eukaryota; Viridiplantae; Streptophyta; Magnoliopsida; Fagales; Betulaceae. Gene Ontology annotation, cellular component: THO complex part of transcription export complex. The record is from RefSeq and is a predicted model, not a curated record. Gene Ontology annotation, biological process: mRNA export from nucleus; mRNA processing. The transcript has 3 exons. The coding region runs from base 215 to 940 and encodes 241 amino acids.